AUGUGGAUCUUUCACAUCAAAUCAGAAGAGCGAUCAUCGAUAUCAAGUCAGAUGCCAAAAAACUACAGAGAAUGUACAACAAAAAGCAAGAGAAAUACAAUACGUGGAGGUGACUCAAACAAGUUCAUCCCGAUGGAAACUACAUCAUCGGGAAUCAAAGAGCUGCCUGAUAUCGAUAACGAAAAGUUUAGAGAAUUGAGAGUAAAUGAUGCUGAAAUUGAUAAAGGAUUGGAUAUUCUAUCAGGUCAUAUUGCAGAGGCUGGAGAGAUUGCAAAGAAGAUGGGUAUUGUUGCAAAAGAACAAGGUCAAAUCGCGGAUGGUCUCAUCAUUAGAACAGACAAUCUCAAUGAUAAAUUGGAAACAAUCAAUAAUAGACUUGCUAAAAUGAUCAAAGAUGUGCGUAAAGCCGAUAGAUUCAUUAUUGAUAAUACUCGUGUAAUUGAUCUAUGUCGUUAUAAAUAA
Molecule: messenger RNA, 462 nt
Organism: Heterostelium album PN500
Lineage: Eukaryota; Evosea; Eumycetozoa; Acytosteliales; Acytosteliaceae
Product: SNARE domain-containing protein
Exons: 4
Coding region: 1-462 (153 amino acids)
Source: RefSeq, a predicted model, not a curated record